Hydra vulgaris (swiftwater hydra) is the source of this 1571-nucleotide messenger RNA. RefSeq names its product dopamine receptor 2. Gene Ontology annotation, molecular function: G protein-coupled receptor activity. NCBI's taxonomy places the organism in Eukaryota, Metazoa, Cnidaria, Hydrozoa, Anthoathecata, Hydridae. The record is from RefSeq and is a predicted model, not a curated record. Gene Ontology annotation, biological process: G protein-coupled receptor signaling pathway. Gene Ontology annotation, cellular component: plasma membrane.
CUCUACCACCUUAAAAAUAUUUAGAAAAUAUUUUACAAAUAUCAAUAAAUAUUCCAUUGAAAUUUCUCUGAGUUGGUGUUAAUACAAAAAAAUACUUUUUAAAGAAGAAUUGUUUAAGGGCGUUAUCUAAAAUGUCAAAAUCAACGUUGGAAAUAUUCAAUGUGAUCAUUUUAAUAUCAAUUGACGUUUGUGCUUUGACUGGUAACUGUAUGAUUAUACUUGCAUUCAUAAUUGGUCCUAAAUCUUUAAAGACACUAACCAACUACUUUGUUGUUAAUCUGGCUGUGGCUGAUUUAAUGGUUGCGAUUUUGCCGCUCCCUUUCUGGAUUGCAUAUCAAAUUGACUACAAUAUUAUCAAUAGAAAUGCAGUAUAUUUCUUUAUUACGACGGACGUUCUCUUCGGAAUUACAUCAAUAUUAAGUCUGACUGCCAUCAGUUUAGAACGAAUGUUUGCUGUUAAAUUUCCUACUCGUCAUUUUAACUUGUCGUCAGCUUUGGUUUUUAUUGUAAUUGCAUUUACAUGGUUUAUUGGAAUUGUUUUCUCAGUUGCACAAUUUUUUAUAUCAUUUCAAAAUGUAAGAUGGUAUAUCGCUUUCUUACUUGUAUUUGCUUAUAUUUUCCCUCUAUUUAUAAUUGUUGUUUCUUACUGUAUUAUAUACUGUGCUAUUCGGAUGAUGAGAGAUAACAGUAAUCAAGAUGGAAAAACUAAACAGGAGUUACGAGUUGCCAAGAUUAUAUCUAUAAUAAUUGGAUUGUUCUUUAUUUGUUGGAGUCCUUUCUUUAUUUUAAACACGGUUCACCUAUUUUGCAAAGAAGUUUAUUGUAGAAAGCUACCAAUAUGGUUAAUUAACAUCACUAAAAUGUUACAUUACAGUCACAGCAUGAUGAAUUUCUUCGUUUACGGAUACCGAAGCCCAGAUUUUCGUCACAUAUUUCGGGCAUUUUUAAAAUGCCGUUUAAGUCUUAUGCAAGGUAGAGUACGCUCAUUGUCCGAAAGCAUAAAUCUUGAACAAAGUUCUUCAUUCAAAAGAGAAAGAAAUAUUGAAAAUAGUGAAGAAGUCUUGGUCACGCUUGCGUCCGACGAAAUUUAAAUGCUUAAACGCAUACAUUACAUUAUUUGUGCUUAAGGUUUUAUUUAUUAAGUAUUCUAGGUGUUGCGGUCACAAGAAACCGUAUACAGAAAUAAACCACCUAAACAAUAAACAAGCAUUUUGUUGUUGUUUUAAAGAUUAUUGUUGCUGAUGUUGCAGUUUUUGGGGUUAUUUUUGAUGGAAACAUUUAUUAACACAUUAUAGAAUUUUUUUUAGCACGUUUUACUUAAAGAAAUUUUACGUUGCCUGCGUACAGCUGGCGCAAAUGUUUUGCAAAUUUUUGAAGUAAUCUUAUAUAUUUAUAAUACGCUCCAAUAUUUAAAGUUUUUGUCAAUAUUAGCAUGGAUUUUGAGGUUACUGUACGUCUGGCAGCUUUACACUGGUGUUUUAAAAACAUACAUAAUACCAGUGCUUAAAGAGAAUUGAUGGAAGGUUUAUUAAAUGUUUCUCAGAGACAUAAGUAAAAUUAUUUUUUUACAA